AUGGCAUCAUCGUCGAAGCCUCGACAGACUCGGCUCCGCGCCUCUUGCGAUGGUUGCUUCCACGCCAAGGUCAAAUGCUCCAAGGAGAGACCUAUGUGCACAAGAUGCAUGUCUUGCGGCAUUCACUGCGUGUAUUCACCGUCAAGCAGGGCUGGAAAGCCCAAGUCGGAUGGAUCGAAGCACCUUCAGCACAGCACGCGCGUGCCGGAUGCCAGUACCACUACAUCCAAUAUCGACGAUAAACCUCUUCUCUCUUCGGCAGGCCAGCAAGUCGUGUCGAUAGCUGGCUGGCACACGCCUCCGACCAGUAUUGACAUGGGUCGAAGUCCGUCAAUAGCGUCCGAACUUGCGUUAUUGGGAGUCGACACCAGCAUGGCUUCUCAGCAACUGGACAUAAUAGCUACUACGGGCGAGAUGUAUCCCUCGAUAUCGCCAUGGACACCACCAACGGACUUUUCCUGUGCCCCAUACGGCGAUUGCCAACCCGUCGCCAUGGCCAUGAUGCAGAGCAUCGGCCGUUCUCGGUCUCAUGACAUGGCGAUGUCAACCGCUUUGGGGUCGUGGCAGCAGGAUACAAGCACGGCGGAGGCUUUUGGGUAUGAGCAGACUCACAUGCCCACACCUGCGAGCAUGGGCUCCAACUACUUUCCGAGCCCAUCGACCACGCCGCAUUUACGGCCGGCACCACCGCGACACAAAUCAACAUCUGCUGCAUCCAUGGCCAGCACAGGCUCCUGCACAUGCUUUACUGUGUGCCUGCAGUCGCUGCAAGCGCUGCACAACGCAUCAUCGCCGGCAUCUCCCCCUCUUGACUUGGUGCUCCAGCUCAACGGGAAAGCGGUCGAAGGCUGUGCGGCCAUGCUGGCAUGCUCACGGUGCAUGAGCAGGUCCGGCACGCACACGGCAGCCAUGCUACUCGCCACGGUCAUUGGGAAGAUUACGUCAUUCUAUAAGAAUGCGUCGCAGUCGCACUUUGACAGCGGAGGCAUGAGCAGCCCCGUCUCCGGGUCAAGUCCCGGUCUCGGCGUCAGAUUAGGUGCCUACCAAGUUGAUGGGGAGCACGGCAGAGCCCUCGAGCUGCACAUCUUGGGAUGCGAGCUCCAAAAGCUCAAGGAGGUGUAUGCGAGGUUCAGCGAGGUCUGCGGUCAGCUCUCCGAGGAUGCGGAGAUGUCAAAGGCCAUGAUCGGCUAUCUGAGUCAGAACCUCGACACAAUGUUGGAAGUCGUCAGCCACAGCAAGGGAGGCGUACCCUUUGCAUGA
Thyridium curvatum is the source of this 1260-nucleotide messenger RNA. RefSeq lists its product as uncharacterized. NCBI's taxonomy places the organism in Eukaryota, Fungi, Ascomycota, Sordariomycetes, Thyridiales, Thyridiaceae. Gene Ontology annotation, biological process: aflatoxin biosynthetic process; regulation of DNA-templated transcription. Bases 1 to 1260 code for a protein of 419 amino acids. Gene Ontology annotation, molecular function: DNA binding; DNA-binding transcription factor activity, RNA polymerase II-specific; zinc ion binding. The transcript has a single exon. Gene Ontology annotation, cellular component: nucleus. The record is from RefSeq and is a predicted model, not a curated record.